Helianthus annuus (common sunflower) is the source of this 1095-nucleotide messenger RNA. RefSeq lists its product as uncharacterized. The transcript has a single exon. NCBI's taxonomy places the organism in Eukaryota, Viridiplantae, Streptophyta, Magnoliopsida, Asterales, Asteraceae. The coding region runs from base 1 to 1095 and encodes 364 amino acids. The record is from RefSeq and is a predicted model, not a curated record.
AUGUCUCAACCAAAUCCAACGAAUACUCAGGUUGAUCCUUCAAAUCCGUUUUAUUUGCAUCCUUCGGAUCAUCCAGGGAUGAUUCUUGUUUCUAAAAAGUUUGAUGGAAUUGGUUUUGGCACAUGGAAGAGGGCGAUGUUAAUUGCACUUUCUGCAAAGAACAAGUUAGGUUUUAUUGAUGGAACAAUUACAAGUGCUACAAACCCUAGUUUAUGGAAUCGCUGUAAUGAUAUGGUGAUUUCAUGGAUCAUCAACACAUUGUCCAGGGAUAUUACUGAAAGUGUUUUGUAUGUGCAGAGUGCUGCUCAACUUUGGACAGAACUGAAUGAUAGAUAUGGACAGGGUAAUGGUGCAAAUAUGUAUCAAUUGCAAAAGAGUUUAUGUGAAAUUUCACAAGGAAGUAGCAGUAUUGCGACUUAUUUCACAAAGAUUAAAGGAAUUUGGGAUGAACUCGGUUCUUUAUCCACCAUUUCUCCAUGUUCUUGUGGUACAUAUGCUGAAAUUGUGAAAAAAGACGAAGAACAAAGGUUAAUUCAGUUUCUAAUGGGAUUAAAUCCUAGUUAUGAUAAUGUUAGAGGUAAGAUUCUGAUGAUGCAACCAUUACCUGCUAUAAGCAAAGCUUAUUCUCUUUUGACACAAGAUGAGAAACAAAGAGAGAUUCACCCUACUGUACAAUCUUUUCCUGAUGUUACAUUAAUGAAUGUUCAAGCUAAACCACAAGAGAAUUUCAAGAAGCCUGUCUGCACUCAUUGUAAGAAAUCUGGUUACACUGUUAAUAAAUGCUAUAGGUUGAUUGGUUUUCCAAAGGAUUUCAAAUUUACUAAACCAAGACAUGCUGCUAAUGCUUCUGUAAAUGAUGGUGUUGAUCAAUUCAAUAACUUGUCUGUUCAUGCUAUGAGUUCUGCUACAAGUCUCACAGCAGAUCAAUGCCAACAGUUGAUUCAGUUUCUUCAAAACACUCAACUCAAUAUUGGCUCAUCUCAGUCUUCUAAUGAUGCCAGUGGUGAGACAAAUGAUCUGAAGUAUGCUAAAGAGAUGUGUUUGCUGCUCAAGAAAAACCCUAAUUUCAUUCAUGCUAAAACUUACAUUAUAUAG